AUGUCUGCAGCUCCUGAGCAAGCAUCUAAACCAAGUGGUGACUGGUCUCGAUUAUUAUUAAAUAAAGUAGUUAUUGUAACUGGUGCUGGUGGAGCUAUUGGUUCUGCAAUAGUACAUGCAUGUAUAUUGCAUGGAGCACGUGUGGUAGUAUCUGAUAUCAAUAAAAAAGCAGCUGAUGAUGUUGUAAUGAAAAUUAUGAAUGAAGAUGAAACUAGAAAAGAAUAUAUUAUGGCAAUUGAACUUGAUGUGACUGAUGAACAAGCAAUUCAAAAUGCAGUAAAAACUGUCGUAGAUAAAUGGAAUACAGUUGAUGUACUUGUCAAUAAUGCUGCUAUUUUUACAUUGUGUUCAGUUGAGAAUGCAUCAGCAGAUGCAUGGUCUAACAUAUUGAAUGUUAACGUACGUGGUUAUGCUCUCAUGGCUAAAGCUGUUGUUCCUUUACUAAAAAAACAACGAUCAGGUUCAAUAAUUCAAAUGGCUAGUAUCAGUAGUUGGAUUGCACAACCUGAAUUUGUACCUUAUAGUACAACAAAAGGAGCUAUUCUACAAAUGACACGUAAUUUAGCACUUGAUUUGGGUCCAUUUAAUAUCCGAUGUAAUGCUAUUUGUCCUGGUACUAUUCUCACACCAGCGACAGUUACUCAUGCAGCUAAUUUAAAAUUAACAAUGGAUGAAUUUUUUACAGAAGAAGUAAAAAAACAAUGUUUAAAACGAUUGGGUACACCUCAAGAGAUAGCUAAUUUAACAGUAUUUCUUGCUUCAGAUUUAUGUCAUUUUGCAACAGGUGCUAGCUUUUUAGCCGAUGGAGGUUAUACAACUAUUUAG
Rotaria sp. Silwood1 is the source of this 825-nucleotide messenger RNA. NCBI's taxonomy places the organism in Eukaryota, Metazoa, Rotifera, Eurotatoria, Philodinida, Philodinidae. The record is from the annotation of a GenBank genome assembly.